ACAAAGCUGGAUUGAGAAAACAAUAGCAGUCGUUGCUGUUGUGGUGGUUGUCUUAGCAGCUAAGGCAGAACCCUGAAGUCAAGGUCCCUACAUAUUUAAUUGCUAUGGCAAGACUAGGUUUGGAUGGGGCAAUCCCAUGUGCUGCGUUGGACUGUUGUACCCAGGACGUUGCUAGCCUCCUCGGUUUAAUCUCUUUAUAAAUACUGGUCAACAGAGCCAUAUGAAAGAGCAUUGGUCUUCUACAUUCAUCAUCUGAUUGAGCAGGCAACAACAAUAGCUCACUCUGCCUUGGGAGGUUUCUUUCAAAGCAACCUGUUCCAUGCAACCACUGCCAGGUCUUGUACUGACCGACCACUGCGCAUUUCUCAAGAUCACCUCUAUAACUGUACAUACACACCCUGGGCAAUUCUGCAUCCAAACGAGGAGUCUAUGUCAAGCCAUUAAAAAAUAUUGCCUCCGCUAAUGUGUCUUCAUUGGGGGCAGACGACACACGGUCUGCAGAAAUGCCUUUGCUCUAGACCCAAGCUCGAUGGGAGAAGUGGCUUGUGAACAGUCUUAAGCAGUUCGCCAUUGAGGCGGGUUGCCAUGUGACUCGAGGUCGAUGUAGCGUAGCAGACGAUCGCACAAAUGAGCGGGCAUUGACACAUUCCGGAACAUCAAAGCAGGGAGAGUAUUGGAUCAUUGCCUCGCAGCUCCGUGGCUCUCCAGUGUCUCACAACUCACCAAGCGUCUAGAAGGGUUGAGUGCAUCAUGGCAGCUAGCUAAAGCCGAGGUGCGUCAGGAACGACAUCAUCAGCUGCAAGAGAAAUUGGCCCUUCAGCAUCACCUUCUACAUCUCCAAGAUGAACUCAGCAAACAACGACGCAGUCGAGAAGAACAGCAUCUACACCAGGGAAGGGGAGGACUCGAAUAUCACCAAGCAAAAAGAAAAUGACCGCAGCAAGAAGCAAGCGAAAGAGGCAGCUUUACUGGAAAUCUGCAAGCAGUCGUUAGCUGAUGACAGGAAGGCUGCAGCGAAACAGAGGCGCACACCACGAGAGAGCAGGACAGAUGACGGUUGCCACACACCACCGUCAGAGCAGCGGGGCCGCCACCGAUCUCAUGUGUCAAGGUCGCCAACGUUGUCCAAAUCGCCCAUGCGAGAGAUGGAAGCAGAGUAUGAUGCAGAUGUUGAUCUGAGCCAAUCAGCAACAAGCUCGGACCUGGACUCAAUGCCAUGGCAUCAUCAACAGCUGUAUCGUCUGUAUGGUGAAGAAGCAGACUACUUCAUCCAUCCAAAAAUUGAGCCCAAGCCUGUUGUCGUCGUGUCACCGAAGCUGAAGAGACAUGAAGGUCACGUGGGAGCAGAGACGUUGUGGACAACGUUGAGAGGGGAAUCAGAGUCCAAACUCCUCAAAGAAGAUGGAAGAUUCCCUCAUGACUUGAAGGAUGCGUACAGUGCCUUUGUGCGGGAGUCACUCACCCUGGGUCGACAGCCAGUAACUCGGAACUACACAGCCACAGAUGAUGUGCCGGACAUGAAGAAGUUGCUUGACCAGAAACUGCUGUACAACAUACGCAAGUACCGCCACAAGACUGGCAUCAUGUACCGGUCCUCCCAGGCCAACAACGACCGCACCAACAUCCUCCUCUUCAACAACCCACUCCCAGACAUCACCGACGGGGACAAGGACAACAUCGCCAGAUACAUGCCGUCUUGGGUGGAGAAUAUGUCAGAUACAUCGGAACCAGAGUAUGUGAAAUGGUUGACAAGCAGAACCCAGAGGAUGCUAGUAGAUGACACCUCCGACACAAGCCUCCAUCUCACAGCAGAUGAAAAGGAGCAUGACACAUUCCCCGCCCCAGCAGACACCAUCCUGCCACCACCCAGACAGACGGCCAGAGACAAGUUCAAGCUGCAGUUCCUCACUGAGAAGGAAACUGAGGUCCCUGGGGAGUUCGCACGGAAGUUCCGUGAGCAGAGAGAACGGAAGGACCUGCCAACUGCUCACAGCCGCAUGCCAUCCGUCAAAGCUCAGUCCAGCUUGGGUUUCAUGGAGUCUCGGUUGUCGGAUCCUGAGGAGAGAGGAUCUGCCCGGGGGCUACAGAGGUCUACAACUGAUACAUCUAAACUGGACAUGAUUCGUCGCUUCACGUCGGACUGGCAGCCGCUCAGCAUGACUGCACUGGUGGAGUAUAAACAACAAGUGGCCACCGAGGGAGAUGGCGACUUUCAACAUGGACGCAUGAAGAUGUGGCCAGUCGUCAUGUCAUCCUAAUCAAUGGACGCAUGGGACUGUAAUGGUCACUACACAUAUAAACGCAACUUGACAACUUGACAUUGUUAAAAUAUUAGCUUAUGUAAUACUGUAUUCAACAAAGUAUUAUCCCAGUAUUAUAUUUCUACUUUUGCAUAUAAUGUAAACAAGUGUUAGUAAUUUUAUGCUUAUAUCCAGCCAUAUGUUCAAGCCAUUCCUUAACUUGUUCAAUACUUUGUUGCUAAAUGUUCUUUACGGUAGGUUGGAAAAUAUUUUCUUCAUUACUCGUGAUUUGAAGCAAAGUUUUUCAACAGAUUUUAAUUGUAGUAUAAUUCAUUUAUAUUGACAGAGGCAGUAAAUGGGGGAAUGUUUUUAUUACACAUAUUACUUCUUUCUUGUUGGCAGAAUUUAAACGCUGCUUUUCAUUUAAUGGAAUUUUUUCACAUUUCAAUUUUUUGGAGUCGACAGAUUCAUAAGCCAUGUUUGUAGACAAAAGUCUGACCUACAUAUUCCUAUUAUGUAUGUUGAGUAUAUUAUGUAUGAGCCACAACAACAGUUUGUAGAGACGCUAAGCUGCAGUGUAGCCAGUGAGAGUUGAGGCAAGGAAACGACCACAGAUGUUCACAGAGAUGCCAAGCCAAAUUGGAGGCAGUUAGGAAUAUUGGGGCUAGUUGGGGUCUAAAUUAGUAAUUUAUCAAGUAAAAAAAGUAAUAAUUGUUAGCUUGAUUGACAGUUUGAUGUUGAUAAAAACAAAUCAUCAUUUUCAUUGUAUUUUAUCCUCCAAACUCCAAAUCGGAAAACAUUAGCAUCACAAGCUAAAACAAGUGAACAUUAAUUGCUUGUGUGUGAGUGCCUGAGGUCAGGAACUGACCUGAAUUAGUGGGGAUGUUUGGUUUCUGAUUCUGCCUCAAUAAUGGUUGGCAUCUCAGUAUGCAGGAGUUUCUUUAACCCCAGUGAGCUUUAAAGUUGCAUGUUUUGUCCUAUUGAGUAAAAACUUUCACAGGAAGAGUAGAAUAUUUUUCUUUGAUUACAUGAAUAUUUAUGCUUAUUUGUUAUCAAGCUUUCUUGCUAACCAUCUGAAAUAUGCCAUUCCAGUUUAUGCCAUGUUAGCUUUACAAAUACUUAAGGGUUUAAUGCUUGCAAACUCAGUAUAGUAUAUGGUAACAUUGUAAGAGGUAUGUCUUGUUUUCAAGGACAUGACUUCCCUGUUUAUGAAGCAGGGAGAAUUGUUGAUUGAGGGGAAGUAACUCUUUCCUUCAAUUCAAAGGUCGUCCAGGUGUUCCUGCUUUUUAAUACCAACAAUAGCAACCAUAUUUCUGACAAAUAUGAUUUAUGUCCUGGAAGUUAUUUUGAUUUAAUUACAGAAUCAUUACAUUUUUAAUGUUUGUUGCCCAUGGCAAGCACAUUAGGUCAUUUAUUAUAGGGGUGUCCGAGGGUUUUGAGGACCUAUUGUACUGAAAAUAAUUACCCUCCUGUAAUAUUUGUCAUUUGUAUGACCAUUUCCGAAAAUACAAAAUGCAAAACCACUUCAUAUUUGAUUUGGAAAUGUCCUUUUUUUUCAUGACCUCCCCAAAUGUGCAUUUUUAUUACGACUCUCCCUUCCCUUCCCUUCCCACCCACCCACCCACCCACCCACCCCAAUAACAAAUGACUGAUCCCUUAGGUAGUUUUUUCUUCUCUUACAAUCUUAAUUAUCUCAGUUGUUUGAUAAUGUAACAGAUGAAGAAUAUGGUUUAAAUGUGCGUUUCUUGGAACUGCCAGAGCCUAACCUCCCUUUAAUGAUACAUAUAAUACAGGAUUUAUGAGAUAUUUAUAAAAAAAUUCAAUCAAGAUCAUCUUCCAAGUAAUAUUUACAAAAGUGCCUCAGAAAAAAACUCCUCCUUUAACUGGUACAGGCUUUACUGAGUAUUCAAUAACUUCUAAUGACCCUUUGAAAACAGCGACAGUUUUGGACACCCAGUUGUACCCAUGUUGUCUUCCUGAACAUGUCACAGAUUUAGAGGUUUGUCCCUGAAACCACCAACCUGCACGCACACACCAGCCCGACCUGCACACACACACCAGCCCGACCUGCACGCACACACCAGCCCGACCUGCACGCACACACCAGCCCGACCUGCACGCACACACCAGCCCGACCUGCACGCGCACACACCAGCCCGACCUGCACGCGCACACACCAGCCCGACCUGCAAGCGCACACACCAGCCCGACCUGCACGCACACACCAGCCCGACCUGCACGCACACACCAGCCCGACCUGCACGCACACACCAGCCCGACCUGCACGCACACACCAGCCCGACCUGCACGCACACACCAGCCCGACCUCCACGCACACACCAGCCCGACCUCCACGCACACACCAGCCCGACCUGCACGCACACACCAGCCCGACCUGCACGCACACACCAGCCCGACCUGCACGCACACACCAGCCCGACCUGCACGCACACACCAGCCCGACCUGCACGCACACACCAGCCCGACCUGCACGCACACACCAGCCCGACCUCCACGCACACACCAGCCAGACCUGCACGCACACACCAGCCCGACCUGCACGCACACACCAGCCCGACCUGCACGCACACACCAGCCCGACCUCCACGCACACACCAAACCGACCUGCACGCACACACCAAACCGACCUGCACGCACACACCAAACCGACCUGCACGCACACACCAGCCCGUGUCACUGUAGGAGUAGCCAACACACGAAGGAGUGCAGAGCAAAUACCCCCGUGUGGAGAAGAUGGAUUUUGCAGAUCAGGCAUUUUCUUUUGUUGUAAACCAAUUUUUGAAUGUGUUACAUUUUGUUCCCAAGGCAUGUAAAAGCUGCAUAGAAAUCAGCACUAAUUUUAACCAAACUGUAAACUUUGGGUGUUUUGAAAAGUAGAAAAUUCUUAUUUGUAGAUCACACCAGAAUCCAGAAAUCUCAUGUGGGCUCAGGGUUCCGUACUCAUGGAUAAAAAAAAAUCCACUCAUGUCAUCCUCCUGCUGUGAAAUAUAUCCAUCAACAUUGUAGCCCUUACUCCAUCUGGCAUCAUAUUUGUGACCCCGACUAUAUGAGGAAACAGAAUUAGAACAUGACGUACAUGGAUAAUACUUAGAUAUGCAUUUGCAAUUAUUUAUUCAGCACCAAUAGCAACUUGUAUUACAAUAAUUGUAUUAGUGUUUAGAUUUUAUCAUGGUUGUUACAGUGUUGUUCAUCUGCAUACAUGAUCUAUUUGUUAUUGUACUUGCUUUGAACUGAAAAGCUUCCUGUGAUAUUUGAAAUCUAUUUAAUAUUUUAUAGAAAGAUUAUCUUACCAUGCCAAAGAUUUGUUCAUCAAGAGUUGUCCCCCUUUCCAAUGGAAAUAACCACACACGUUUAAAUAAAAAUUGGACCAUCUUUUGUUCCCAAUUCCAUUUAAUAAAUUUAUCCAUUUAGAAGGUACUUAAAAGACAUAAUAUUUGAUGUAAUUAUGUCUUGUGUGCACCUCCCAUGCAUUUGGGUGAAUGGUUUUGAAUUUUGAAAGAAAAUCAAGUUUGUAAGAAUUACUAAAACAAUGUCCAUAUUGAUUCACUGUCAAACUUCUUUUGGAGGUGCAUACAGAGUGAAAAUAAUGUAUCGGUUUAGUUUUUAUGAGAAUUCCUCCGUCCAGUCUUCGAGGCAGGCAGGCAGCGCCCCGCCCGGUAUACUGAUGUCUGGUGCUAGACACGGCACCCGGCACCACAUGUGUACAACACUUCGCACUUGUUAUCAGCACUGGUUGAUGGGCAAUAAAGAUGUACAACUCA
Haliotis rufescens (red abalone) is the source of this 6022-nucleotide messenger RNA. RefSeq lists its product as uncharacterized. Lineage: Eukaryota; Metazoa; Mollusca; Gastropoda; Lepetellida; Haliotidae. The transcript is spliced from 10 exons. The record is from RefSeq and is a predicted model, not a curated record. Bases 843 to 2258 code for a protein of 471 amino acids.